CCGUGCUCUGACAGUGCAGUUGUGUUCAUGUGAGGUCGAAAUGGCAAAAUUUUCAGAGGAUGAACUUGCAAUUAUUGCAUUAAUUCUGGAUGAAGAAGAAGAAACGAGAAGAAAACGGAAGUGGGUUCAUCAAGCAUGGAAAAAGAGAGGAACAGAAGGGGAAUUCGCUACACUUUACAAGGAAUUAGUAGAUGAUGGAACGAAAUUUUUUGAAUACUUCAGAAUGACUGAAAAUUCGUUCAAUUUACUGCUGAAUAAGUUGGAAGUUGAUAUAGCAAAGCAAGAUACGCGCUGGAGAAAAGCAACCACUCCUAGAGAAAGACUGGCAGUUUGCUUAAGGUAUUCGGUCACUGGAGAUGCAUUCAACACAAUCUCGUUCAGCUAUCAUAUAGGGCACAGUACAGUUCAGAAGAUUGGGCGAGAAACCUGCAAGAUUAUCGCGAAGAAUCUGAUGACAGAAUUGUUGCCUACUCCUACAGAGGAAAUGUGGAAGAAAAUAGGUAAUGAUUAUCAAGAAAUGUGGAAUUUUCCAAAUUGUAUUGGAGCAAUCGAUGGAAAACAUAUCGUUAUCCAGGCUCCUCCCAACAGUGGUUCAAUGUUCUUUAAUUAUAAAAAGACAUUCUCAGUUGUUCUAUUAGCUCUUGUAGGUGCUCAUUGCAAUUUUAUUACGGUCGACAUAGGGGCCUAUGGUAAGAGCAGUGAUGGGGGGUUUUUCCAAAUCAAAGCUGGGAAAAUCACUACACGAUCGGACACUGAAUAUACCAGCUGGAUCUACCUUACCAAAUACAUACAUUAAAGUUCCAAACGUUAUUGUUGGGGUUAAAGCAUUUCCCCUGAAAACGUACUUAAUGAGACCAUAUCCAGGAGAUAAUUUGGACGAUAAGAAACGUCAAUACAAUUAUCGUUUAAGCCGUGCCAGAAGAACUUCAGAGAACACUUUUGGAAUUUUGACGCAAACAUUUAGACUGUACAAUAGACGAAUUCAGGUGCUUCCAAAUCAUGCAGAUUACUUAAUUUUGUCCACAUGCUUGCUGCAUAACUUUAUCAAAAAAUACGAUUGCAACACGUAUCAGUACGUUGCUUCGUCAGAGGAUACGAAGAGUGGGGUUGGAGCUCUACGAAGUAUAAAUUCUCAAGCAGAGAUCGCGUCGAGAGAAGCAUUCCGUGUACGAGAAAUAUUCACUUACUAUUUCAGUUCUGAUUGUGGGACCCUCCCUUGGUCAGAAGUACAAACAUCUUAAGGAACUUCCUUUGUAGGUAUAAAGCAAUAUAAUUUCAAUGUCUUGUUGCUACUAUUUAUAACAUAACCUAAUUAAAAUAAACAUGUAG
Acanthoscelides obtectus is the source of this 1329-nucleotide messenger RNA. The record is from the annotation of a GenBank genome assembly. NCBI's taxonomy places the organism in Eukaryota, Metazoa, Arthropoda, Insecta, Coleoptera, Chrysomelidae.